Paecilomyces variotii is the source of this 1509-nucleotide messenger RNA. RefSeq names its product transferase. The transcript has a single exon. Gene Ontology annotation, molecular function: acyltransferase activity, transferring groups other than amino-acyl groups. The record is from RefSeq and is a predicted model, not a curated record. Lineage: Eukaryota; Fungi; Ascomycota; Eurotiomycetes; Eurotiales; Thermoascaceae. The coding region runs from base 1 to 1509 and encodes 502 amino acids.
AUGGAGGUAAAGAAACAUCUUGUUCGUCCCGAUGCUCCUUUCGAGGCCACUUGCCCGCUGUCUCCGGCCGAUGUGCAAAUCCCGCUUCGAUAUAUUCGGAAAGUUUUUGUUUACUCGCUCGACCAGUCGGACGAGGGCUUCAAUUCAGCAGAAGCGAUAGAUAACUUAGCUUCCCGCCUCGAAGACAGUCUCAAAACAUUUCUUAGGCCACUUAGCGAAGACGUCUUUGCAUUUCCCCAGCUGCUCGGCCGAGUAGUCGAGCCAGAAAACGCACAUCCUUAUGUUCUCGUUGAUAAAUCGUCAGCAAUACGUUUUACUGUCGUUUCGAGACAAGAUAUCUCAUUCGAGGACUUGCAACCGGAGAAGAGAUUCCCUGACCAUGCAUGGUGGAUCGACUAUUUCGCAACGGGCCUCAAUCUCAGUGAGAUGGGAAAGGCCCCCAAUGCGCCGGAAAGCUUCGUCGUCCAACUGACAUCAAUUCGAGGGGGUAUCGUUCUCACUGCACAAGUAAGCCAUCGAAUCACCGAUGGCUAUGGGUUUGCUGGUUUCAUUCGUCGCUGGUUCUCGAGAGCACGAGCAGCUUCGGGAAUCCAAAUACACGAGCAAGAUCUUGACAAGUCACUGGCACUCGCUAUUCAUGAUAGAGGUCGAUUAACCUGGGACAUAGACAUGGCCAAGGCGGGAACAGCCAUGGCUUCUGUAAAGAAAUGGGAAGCUCACUAUGCGGAAUCGGCGAAUGCAACGGCGGGAAAUUCACUUAUAGGGACUGACAAUGUUGAAACCAAGAUAUUCUGGAUGAGCAACGAGAAGAUCGAGGAACUGCGAAAGCUGAUAGGGGAGUAUACGACCUCACAGCCGACGGCGUUCGAGGCCAUUGUUGCUUUCGCUUGGCGAUGUCUUUCCCGUGUGCGCAGCGAGUCAAAUGCCCAUAGUCUCACAAAGACGAGGAGCAACAUUAGUGCAAGCAUGUUCGGCGUUGAUUCCCGACGCCGCUUGAACCCUCAACUACCAGUUGAAUACUUCGGAAAUGCGACAGCGCUUAUAGUUGCUCGACUUCCUGUUUCGAUACUGUCAUCUGCACAGCCCUCGGCGAUCCACAGCGUCAUCGCAGAGGUCCAAAAUACCCUGCGGAAUGAUACCACUGAUCCAAACUUGAGACAGGUUAUCCAGCAUGUCGCUGAGAAUCUCAAAUUGGGUAAAAACAUCCCCCUCGAUCUUCCUGGCAACGACUUUAUUUUCAACUCCUGGGAGCACCUUUAUUCCAGCGCGGAUGAACUGGAUCUUGGGAUCGGAACAUUCCGUGCUGUUCGGUACUUGAUGGACGCUCCUAUAACUCCAUCGUAUCUUUUAAUCCUGCCGUCUUUCGGGCAAAGGAAGCGAACGCCAAGAACACGUCAUUAUUCCGCCCGUUAUGCAGGAGGGUUGGAAUUGAAGUUGAAUCUCCCGCGUUAUCAAAUGGAAAAGCUGGAGAACUCCCAGGAAUGGACUCAUUACGUAUGUGGUUAUUAG